AUGAGCACCUCGAGUCUACCACCUAUCAGCUCUUUGAAGCCUCUAGGGGCUCAUGCGGAUAACCAGUUCUUUCGAAGCAAGAAACAACAGUCCUCGCCCCUCGUCAACCUGCCUACUGAAAUCCUAGUUCAGAUCUUCUCCUACACAAAUCUACACGACACGAUGGCCCUUUCAACAAGCUGCAAAUACCUGCUCAGCAUUCUCUCUUUCACAGCUUUUCCCGGAGACUUUCUGUUCAAAAAGCUCCCAGACCUGGCACCCAUAAAGCUAAUUCUGUUCCUCCUGCGACUCGCGUGGCCAAGGGAGAUGGAUGGACGUGCGAAGAAAGGUCUGCGGUACUGCAAUGCCUGUCUCCGCAUCUAUCCAGAGAAGAGACAGUACUGGGAGGAGAAGUUGUCGAUGAAGAUCAGCAGGGAUUUCUGGAAUAGCUUGAAGUCCGAGUGGGAAAUGAACCUUGACUGCCCUAAAUGCUAUCUCGGUCACAAACGCACCUAUAUGUGUCUUUGUCAUGCAGCAUUCAUUAAGCGUUGGGAGCAGAUUUGUGCUGAGCACAUCGGCUGGUUCGGCAACUAG
Aspergillus lentulus is the source of this 573-nucleotide messenger RNA. The record is from RefSeq and is a predicted model, not a curated record. NCBI's taxonomy places the organism in Eukaryota, Fungi, Ascomycota, Eurotiomycetes, Eurotiales, Aspergillaceae.